Molecule: messenger RNA, 4885 nt
Organism: Photinus pyralis (common eastern firefly)
Lineage: Eukaryota; Metazoa; Arthropoda; Insecta; Coleoptera; Lampyridae
Product: adenylate cyclase type 10-like
Exons: 2
Coding region: 49-4818 (1589 amino acids)
Biological process (GO): cyclic nucleotide biosynthetic process; intracellular signal transduction
Cellular component (GO): cytoplasm
Molecular function (GO): adenylate cyclase activity
Source: RefSeq, a predicted model, not a curated record
AUUUAGCUUUAUAAAAUCUAGCCUGUUCAAAGUAAACAAAUUGCCACGAUGUCAACACCCAUAAGUCAAAUAAUGAAUAAAACGAGAGCAAGAAGGAGUACGAUUACGGGAAAUAUCUUAAGGGAAACUCAAGCGUUGAGAAAAUUCGAAAUAAGUCAAAUUAAGAAGCAAAUCGAGAUUCUGGCGACAUUUCUGCCCGAUUUUCUGAUAAAGAUACCCCACAGUAAGUUAAACGCGCUUCACCAUUUUGUGGGAGUUUUUCUUUUCGCGGACAUUUCCGGCUUUACGGCCCUUUGCGAGAAGUAUAAUAAAACUGGAAAGGGCGGCACAUAUCGUUUGACGGCAACUUUAAACGCGUUCGUCGGCGCAAUCGUUGAAGUGAUUUACUUUUACGGAGGAGACGUUUUGAAAUUUUCAGGAGAUGCUUUUUUAGCACUUUGGAAGGCCGAACCCGACGAAUGUUUAUACAGAGUUAUACAUCAAGUGAUAGUUUGCGCACUUUUUAUUCAGCAACACUUGGGACGCUUCCAGACUGAAGUUAAUGUUCUGCUUAAAGUUAGAUUGGCGAUUUCUUGCGGAAAUAUGACUUUUCGAGUUAUAGGCGAUAGGAAUAAUAAGCAUUACGCGGCACUUGGAGAUGCUGUCAAUGAGGUUAAAAGAGCAGAACGUGCCAGUGUUUCCGGAGAUGUCGUUAUCGCUCCCAAUGCUUGGGGACAUCUUUCCGAAGAAAGCUACGAGGUUACAUAUGGCGAAGGAGGCAAUGUAAAGGUAUGGCAAUGCCUGUAUAAGCCGGACGAGAGGAAACAAAAGGUCGAAUACGAAGAAAAGGAAGAGAUUGCGAAAGAACUGUGCAAUAAGCACAUAAAACAUCGCCUGCAAUUGCAGGACGGUAUCGCAUUACCAGAUAGCAAAAUAAUGGAGAAUUUUAUUUCCUCGUUGCCGCAAAGAACCGUUCUCCAUAUAGCAACACAAAGGUGGCUAGCAUCUGAUAUGAAAAAAUUUGUUAUCAAACCUGUUCAAGACCAGAUCGAAGGCAAGCAGCCAUUGGAGUAUCUAACCGAAUUACGGGAAGUUACAAUACAGUUUGUGAAUAUUAUUUCCACUUCCCUUCCUUCAGCAAAACUUGCAGGUGUUGUAGAUGAGGCAUACCAUACUAUGACGCACAUCGUUAGCAAAUUUCGGGGGGUUGUCAACAAAGUAAUACUGUUCGACAAAGACAUCAUGAUUCUCGCCUUGUUCGGUUUGAGAGGCAAUAAGCACGAACUCGAAAGUCAAGAUGCGCUAAUCUCCGGUUUUCAAAUUUUUGUGGAAGCGUCGAAGAUUGCGAGCAUCAAAAGUGUAUCGGUCGGAAUUACUAACGGUUUGGCUUAUUGUGGAGUUGUGGGUCACCCUCUCAGAAGGGAAUAUACAGUAAUAGGCGCGCCAGUUAAUAAAGCUGCGAGAUUGAUGUGCGCUUUCGAAAAUAAGGUGACGUGUGACUACAGGACGUUCAAAAAUUCGAAAUUGUCUUCUUACUAUUUUCAAAUGCAGUCAACUAUCAAGCUGAAAGGAAUUGAAGACGCAGGACACAUUUUUGAGUACAACCAAAACUUUCAUAAACCAACCUAUUUUAAAACAUCUCUACUGCCAAUUAUUGGACGAGCCGAUGAACUAGCUUUAAUACGCGGCGUAAUUAACAAAGUGCAGGGCUUGGAAGGGUACUCGGGCGUUUGCUUUUAUGGAAAACAAAAAACGGGAAAGACGAAGAUUUUGGAAACUGCAGCAAUGCAGUUCGAGCGGAAGGGUUGCAUCGUUGCCGCCAUGGUUCUAACGCCAGCCUCUUUGCAUCCGUAUUUUUGCGUUUCCCGCCUCUACAAACAAAUCUUUGACAAAAGAGCAACAUUGUCAGAAAAUCCAAGAAAGUUGCUUAAUUUCCCUCCCGAAUUGUGGGACUUCAAGGAAAUCAUGCAGAAAUCUCGCAAAGACAGUUCAGCCGAACGUACAAAGAUGGUUAGUUUAUUUGAAGCGAUUUGUUUUAUCCAAGAUAAUGACAGAACAAUAAUCUUUGUCGAUAAUAUUCACUUUAUCGACCAGCAAAGUUUGGAAGUGAUAACUGCAGUUGUAUCAGAGACCGAACUGAAAAUGUUCUGCGCUGGCGAUUUUGAAGAAAGCACUUGGGAUGUGCAAUGGAAAUUAUCGAAAAGUGCAAAGGUAAAGAUGGUAGACUUAAAUCCUUUGAAUAACGACGAUAUAUUCCCUCUGUGUUGUCAGUUUUUAAAAACAAAAGGAAUAUCAAAGAAACUGGUAGCGCUGCUCGCUAAAACUUGUGAAGGAAGGCCUGGUUGGAUACAAAGCUGUCUUUUACGAUUAGUAAAUAACGGGAGAAUUGAAGUUAAGUUUAUUACGGCACAAUCAGAUAAAUUUGAUACUUACGCGUUUCCAAACCCAAACUUGUUGCGGUUGAAACAUUCUAAUGAAGCUGUUUGCGCGAGUAAAGCGGGAGUAAUUUCUGUUGCACAUUUAGAGGCAAGUAUUAAUGAGAACUCUAAUGAAUUGACCUUGGCCGCGAUUUCUUUGGACUUAUUUGAUUCUUUUCCACCUUACGAGCAGUUAGUGAUUAAAAUAGGGGCUGUUGUGGGAGAAAUGUUUACGCGUUCAUUAUUGUUUGUCAUGCUGAAGUACCCUAAAGAGCAGAUAUUCGCUAGCGCAAUCGCGAAUCUUUUCAAGGAAGAGGUCCUGGAUUGUGGUACCAGAUACAUAAGCACUGGCAGCCUAGCGUCAAAGAAGUUGUGUUGCGAUUGCUACACUGACGAACACGAUCGUUACAUCAGAAGGGAGAGUGCUGCAUUUCCCCCGUAUGCCUUUUGCAAACUUUUACACUUCAAGAAUAAAAACCUACGAUCCGUAGCUUACGAACUUUUACCAGCCAAUCAAAGGAAAGAAUUACAUUUACACAUAACCGACGUUUUGGAGAAUCAAAAUAACUCUUGCCCUAAUUGCCUGCGAGAUGACUCCACUUCUAUUAUACGUUUACGUACCUACAAACAGAUGAUGCAAUAUGCGGAUACCGAACAGUAUCCAGACUAUUACGACUCAUACUUGCCUGGUAAUGUUAAAAACAUAAUCAGACAAAAUAUUUCCAAGAACGUUAACUCUGCAACUUCAAUCUUUAGCCCUCAGUACAAGCGAAAGCUCUGGGACCCGUCGACCUGUUUCUGUUUAGAGAUUUUGACAAGAGUGUAUGCGGAUUUAAUUCAUCACAGUGAGCAAGCGGAGCAUACGGGAAAAAGAAUACUUUACCUGAUGCAGUACAGUGUAAUAUUACUUACCUUACACGAGUUUAAUGAUUGCAUUCCUGUGCUAACCGAAGCUAGUGAGCUUUGCAUGUCAGAUGCGAUCACUGCGGACCCAAGCUUUACCGAAUCGUGGCGCAAGUUGUACCUCAGUAAGAUACAUUUGCUACUGACCGAUGCGCAUUUACGCCUGGGCCAGAUGCAAACUGCAAAAAUACACAUUGCCAUUAGUCUAAGACAGUACAAUGUCCCUUUGGUGGCGAUGAAGUACAAAAUUCCUCUUAUGUUCCUCAAUAGACCUAGGAUCUUAUAUAAAACCUCGUAUCCUUUUGUCAUAAAUCAGAAACGUACUCUCCUACAAAGUGACUUCGGCAUGUGCUUGACGUUAUUGAGUACCAUUUUCGCAAGUGAGGGUAAAUGGGAACUAGCGAAGAGAGCGGCGGAACGAAGCCUUUCGAUUUUCAGUCACGCAAAUGCAAACAUUCGAAUGCUCUGUGAUGCAUAUACAAACGCCAUCGAGUUAUACAACAUGUUUGGAGACGUGCACGAGUGUGAACGCCUGGAGCGUGCAAUCGGCCUAAAUCUUUUGAAAAAGUACACCGAUAACGUAAUAAUCGAAUUGUACGCCAUUUGCAAACUAAUUUCUGUGUUGUUUAAAAUACGAUUAAUGCACGGACAUGUACCAGUAUCGAUACGAAUUGGUUAUAGAGCGCUUGAUCUAAUUGUACAAAUUCAUGCCAUGUACUUGCAAGCGGAAAUCAUCCCAACCUUGGCAUCCGCUUUGCUUAUGUCCAAACGGGUAGAAAACGCGGUUUCGGUGAUUAAACAACUGUUCAACAUUGCCAAAUCCACUGAUGACGCAGUCUUAAUCGGAUACUACGCCUUUUGCGUCGAAUUAAACGUAGAAGCUAGCUUCGUACUCGAGCCAGUCGAUAAAUGCGCGAAGUACGCGGAACAGUACUUCGAAAAGCAAAAGAACAGGGAAUUUUACUCGGACAAUGAAAACAAAAUUAUAAUCUACCUACACGUUCACUUCUUACGAAAUUGCAUGUGGCACGACGCACUCAAGUGGAAAACGUUAAUUAAGAUUGACACCCGCGACAUUUCAUCCUUCACGAUGGUCUCGGCCAUGUACAAAUUUGUAGAAGGCAUGCUGCUGACUUUAGUAUGGAACAUCACGAGUAAGAAAGCCUUCAUCGAGUUAGACCAGAAACGCAUCGAAACGCACCUGAAAUAUAGUAAUAAGUUAGCAAAAAAAUGGGCGUUAUUUAUGCCCCGUUACCUGCUUUAUAUGGCGUAUUAUAAAAAAAUUUUGGGUAAAGGUAAAUCCGCGGAGAGAUGCCUAAAGCAGGCGUUGGUAAUCGCAAGAAAACAAGGAAACAUUUUGGAAGAGUGUUGGAUAAUGCAAAAUCAAAGUGUUUGGAGUGGGGGUGGUGCUAAUUUUGGAACGGAUUUGAAAAACGUUCACUGGGUGAAAGCGCAGUCGUACUCCUCUAACCAGUGGUCUACUAUACUUUACGGUUUACCUUACGAGGUUAUUACGUAAGAUUUAAGUUAACUAUAUAUUUUAUUCUUUAUUUUAUAUAUAUAUAUACAUAUAAAUAAACUUUUUU